AUGGCAGCUACCCAAGGCAUUCCACGGCAUUUUCAGAUUUCCAAGCUUAUCAGCCUUGCUCAAACUUCGCAGUUUGCGUGGUUUGGUGGUCAUCUUGUUGUCUUAACAUGCGCUCUACUGUAUUUGCUGACUUUCCGGGGUGGAGCUUCCAGCCUACACAACACACUUUACCGAGUGCUUUAUUUGGGGGUUAUUGAGUCGUUCGGCAUCAUUGUGUACCAACAGCAUUUCAAGCAUCGGGCCCAAACUACUAGUGGCUCAGGACCAGCCCCUACUAUUACACAGCUUUUGCUGCGCGACGACAACUCGUUAUACGUGGCAAUUGCUGUGAUGUGGUUUUUGACACCCAGACUUUCCGUGACGAUGAUCCCGUAUGUGGUUUUCUCGUUUUUCCAUUUCCUCACGUACUUGAAGUCUGUGCUUCUGCCACAGGUUUUCGAAAUUGGACCUGACUCCAGACUGACAGUUUUGAUUGACAAUUUUAUCCGCCAAAACAACGAUCGCUCGAUGGUGUGGUCGAGUUUCAGCGAGCUGGUGUGUGUUGCAAUUGUGUUGGUGCGUGCACUGUUGUGGUACCCCAGAUCGUGGAUUGUGGCUGUCGUGUACUGCCUGUUCAUCAAGAUCCGGUACGAGACGUCGCCUUACACUCGCAGCGGCGUCAAGAGAUGGGAGGUGCGUCUGGACGGGUUGUUGAGCCACCCUAGCGUGCCCGUGGCUGUGAAGAACGCGUAUGUGCAUUUCAAGAACAACGUGCGCCAACUACGAAACUACAAUCUUUCAGGUACCCCUGCCAAGUCCAUGUAG
Lachancea lanzarotensis is the source of this 804-nucleotide messenger RNA. It is a transcript of the gene POM33, whose product is annotated as LALA0S10e02806g1_1. Lineage: Eukaryota; Fungi; Ascomycota; Saccharomycetes; Saccharomycetales; Saccharomycetaceae. The coding region runs from base 1 to 804 and encodes 267 amino acids. Gene Ontology annotation, cellular component: membrane; endoplasmic reticulum. Gene Ontology annotation, biological process: endoplasmic reticulum tubular network organization; membrane organization. The record is from RefSeq and is a predicted model, not a curated record. The transcript has a single exon.